AUGCCAGCAAGCACAGUGUGGAUGGAAAAGGUCUUCUCGAUCGGCAAGAUAUCGUCCCAUUUAUUUCAGAAUCAUCGUCUUGGGACAUUAUCAUUCAAUAGUGUUGGAUGUGGUGGAGUAUUCGUUCGUAAUUCUAAGGUCGGUCGGAGUAAUUUAUUCAUGAAUAGAAAUUCCGACUUGUAUGCCAAUCCAUCAUGUUGUAGAUGGUAUGAUGAUCAAGAAUAUUGCAACUCACAUCAGCGACUCUAUCAUACAAAUAUGAAAAAUUAUGAAACAAACAAAGAAGAGGAAACUGAAAUGGAAAUUUGUGUUAAAAACCUUGAAUUGUUGGAAAAAAAAGUUUCCGAGAUUAUUUCAAAAGAAUUAUCAAGCAGUGGCAAUGAAGAAGUAAAGCGAACCAUUCAACAAGCAAAAAAAAAGAUCGGAAGUGAUGUCUUCACUCUCGUCUCAAUGUUCAGCACCGUAUGUCGAUCUGAAGGUGAGAAUUUGCCAUCUCUUCAAUUUAUGAGAGAGUAUUUGAGAGCGAUCCGAUUGUGUUUGAAAUGUGGAUUGCGAGGAUGGAUAGAACUGAACACGAGUGAUGAAUUUUUAACGUACUUGAUUCGAGAACGAGAACGAUUGUCGGAAAUUAAUGAUGAAACACCCACUGUGCUUCCUUUCAUUGUUGAUAUGAUCAGAAAUGAAGUGAUCUCAGAAAAAGGCACGAAUUCAGCAAAAGUUGAAACUCUAGAUGAAGAGGAACCUGAUUGGCUUUUUAAUUAUCUUCUAAAUGCAUUCAAAAACUCACCACUUCUCACGGCCUACGCGGAAAAUAUUAACAUUUGCCAAUUUAUUCAGCAAUAUCUUGCGGACUACGUUUCCAUGGGAAUGCACAUUAUUUCGAACAGUGACCUGAACCCUAUUGAGACUGUUAAAAUGGAAGCUGAAUUCUUUGAAGCAGUGUUUUAUUGGAGCUAUUACGUUUGCUCCAUCAAUUCAUUUGUCAUUGAAGAAAACUCACUCGCUCACAUGAAGAAAAUAUGUGACCAGUAUGAAUAUUGGAAGACUCAAAAUAAGAGUAUUACAUUCAGAGAUCUUGGGACCGGCGUGUCGAUAUCUCUAGAUUCUUGUAUGGAAGUUGUGAGAGCGGUAAUAGCACUCUGUGAAAACAAACCUACGGAAGCCGAACAACAUCUAUUGUAUGCAAUUGAAAUUGAUCCAUCAAAUAUUCAUGCGCAAGGGCUUUUGGCACGAGAAUGUUCUUUCGCAGUUCAUCCUGAAAAGCUUGAAAAACUUGCAGAAAUUCAAACAGUUAUUUCUAAAAUUAAUUCUAUCAUUGACACUGUUCAUAAUCGACAACUUGGUGGUGAAUUUCCCGAUCAAGAAUUGCCUCCGUUCUCUGCUGACACCAACAUUAAGGCCAGUUUACUAUUGCAUGCUGCCUCACUGGUUCCAAAAGAAAACAAAGCUCGCCUCGAACUCAUCAAAAAGUCAAGCUCAACCUUUGACUUGUCAGAUUUGUACUGUAAAAUUCCUUACAACAUUGUGAAUGCCUAUAAUAGAAUUAGAAUUCUAUAUAGCUUGGAAAAGUAUGAAGAAACAUUCCAGGCCAUCAAUGAAAUUCUUGGCAUAAAAUUCAAACUCACCGAAGAUCAAUUGAGAGAUAUCAUCAUCAUGAUGAAUAUGUCUCUGAUUGAACUAAAUAGAGCUGAGGAAUCGAUCAAACUCCUAGAGCCUUAUAUUAGAGGUAUGCCUUAUGAUUUAGAGUUGCGAUAUUCAUGGCUUUUCACACAUGAAACUCUUGUCCACCAAACAACAAGUGCACCUCACAAAAAGAAACACGCCAUUGCCAACUGUGUGAACGAAUAUCAAAAACUUCUCACUGCCCUUAAAAAUUCACCUUCUUCACAAAAUCUCCAAGAUCAUAUUUCAUUCAUUCAAAGCAAGUUACAGCAACUGAAUACGGCAUGGAGUGCAAACAAUUAA
Messenger RNA from Naegleria fowleri, 1965 nucleotides. RefSeq lists its product as uncharacterized. NCBI's taxonomy places the organism in Eukaryota, Heterolobosea, Eutetramitea, Acrasida, Naegleriidae. The transcript has a single exon. The record is from RefSeq and is a predicted model, not a curated record. Gene Ontology annotation, molecular function: protein binding. The coding region runs from base 1 to 1965 and encodes 654 amino acids.